AUGGAACACAGAUUGGCGGUGUCAAGAUUGUAUAGGAUAUUCAGCAUUUCGGGAAGUAUCGAGAGUAAAAGAGAUAUCGUUGGAGUAAGACAAGAAUCAAUAUUUUUGCAAAAUAGUCCAUUUGCAAGAAAAGUCAAAGUCUAUCGAAACUAUUUCAGCUUCCACAGCUUCCACAGCUUCUUCAACCCGAAGCUACUUAAGCUUUUCAAGCUCAUUUCUAGCACUGCAAAUUAUUGUGAAGUUGCAUCUUGCAUUUCUCAUUCACUUCAUGUACGUCUUUUCAUUCCCUGUAGCUUGCUGCUUGUGUCGCCCUCGACUCUACUCCCGUGGCAAUCAAGAGCAUAUAUGAAAAGUAUCAUUUGCCUUUUAGGUGCUUGUGGAUGCAACUUCCAUCCACUGGUGUAUAUAGGGCACACAUCUCUCUGCGAGAAACUUCCCAAUUGGGAAGUCUACAACGCGUGUUCAUCUCAUCGCUACUCCAAAAAAAUCCGCACCGUCGCUUGUUUCUUUCUUCCCGCUUAA
Molecule: messenger RNA, 522 nt
Organism: Meyerozyma guilliermondii ATCC 6260
Lineage: Eukaryota; Fungi; Ascomycota; Pichiomycetes; Serinales; Debaryomycetaceae
Exons: 1
Coding region: 1-522 (173 amino acids)
Source: RefSeq, a predicted model, not a curated record